This is a messenger RNA of Scatophagus argus, 1384 nucleotides long. RefSeq names its product rho-associated protein kinase 1-like. The record is from RefSeq and is a predicted model, not a curated record. Lineage: Eukaryota; Metazoa; Chordata; Actinopteri; Scatophagidae. The transcript has 2 exons. The coding region runs from base 35 to 1318 and encodes 427 amino acids.
UGUCAAGAUCAAAGGACCAUACAAGUGAACCUUCAUGAAUCAAAGGAUCAAAGGACAACUUCCAUUCUAUGGUCUCUAUAUAAGGAGCAGCUGUUCAGACAGUCAGAUCAUUUUAGUGCCUUUAGCAGGUGACCACUGUGAUAAAGCGACAUUCAACAAAAGAAAAUCUUUCCUAGCAGACAAGUGCUACUGGAAACAACAAUCAAAGAAAAUGCCCGGAAUGAAGAACACAAGAGGGUUCCACAGGAACACUGGGAUGAGUCUAAUAAGCAGGUCUCGUCAGAUCAGCUGUUCAUAUCAACAGAACAAGGCAAUGGAAAAUACCCAACAGUUCAACAAGAAAAAAAUACAGUUCAGGUCACCUUCUCAAGUUCACGCCCUUCGGCGUCAACUUGAGAAGGUGAGGCAACAGAAUACAGUCCUGCACGAAACAUAUGAGGAGCUGCAAGCAGCACACACCGACAGCCAGAAGAUGUUCUCAGCUGAACUCCAGAAGGAGAGGCAGAAAAACAGGCUUCUCCAAGAACAACUGGAGAAGAUGAAAGUUUCAUUCCAAGAGAUCAGCCAAAGGUAUGAAGCUGAGAAUGUCAGUGUCAGACAACAAGCUGGUACCCUUCAGUGUGAAUUUGAGAAGGCAUGCCAGGAGAAGAUGAUCCUUCUAAAACAUUGCGAGGAGCUGCAAGAGACACACAGACGCAGCAUGGAGACAAUCACUGCUGAUCUCCAGAUGGAGAGGGAAAACAAAGUGCUUCUUCAGAAAGAACUAGACAAAAUCAAACUUUCAUACCAUGAGAACCACCUGAGGUAUGAAACUGAUGUCCUCACUGCCAGACAGCAUGUUGACACCCUUCAGCUCCAGCUUGACAAGGAAAUCAAGUCUCACUCAAACACAGUGUCGGAGGCCUGGAGUGCGGUUAACAAGCUGAGUGCUGACAAGGAAACCCUCUGUCAAAAGAUAGCGGAGGUGAGAGAAACCCUGCAGCAGAAACAGACACUUUUUGAGAGAGAGCUGGAGGAGCUGAAAACUCAGCUCAACGUCCAGAUCUCAGUCAACCUUGAGCUUUCCACUGAGCUUGAGGAGAUAGACUCCCGGCCUCCAAGAAAAAUCGCCAGACGGAUGGAGAAGCAUGAGGAUGAGCCCCGCCCUGCAUCUGCUACGGACCCAUUGAAAGAAGUUAAAGUCCCUGAGGAGCUGUGGAGCAAGCAAAAGAAGUACAUCUUUGAUGCACCAGCCUUCAAAGUCCAGGAGGAGGGUGAGAGCUCUGAGGGGACUCUCCAAACAAAAUACGCCUUCCGUCUGGCAAAGAACGGACAAUAAAAUUCUUAGGACCCUUUCCACAGCAGAUAUUUUGGCUUGUCAUAGUAUGACAAGCCAAAAUGUCUG